Messenger RNA from Photinus pyralis (common eastern firefly), 916 nucleotides. RefSeq lists its product as uncharacterized. NCBI's taxonomy places the organism in Eukaryota, Metazoa, Arthropoda, Insecta, Coleoptera, Lampyridae. Bases 130 to 696 code for a protein of 188 amino acids. The record is from RefSeq and is a predicted model, not a curated record. The transcript has 3 exons.
CCUAUAGGUACGCAUUCCAUUAAAUUGUGUAAAAAGAGACGAACCGACUGUUUGAUCUAUAAUCUUUAUUACUUUUACAUUGGCUAAACAAAUUCGAUUCCUUCGUCGACGAAAACUGAGGUACACAAAAUGAAAUUGUAUCUGCUGAUUGCCCUCAACGUUGGGUUUAUGGUUGAAGGUGCAAUAGAGACAGCCUACAAGGAUACUCAAGAUCAUUAUUGGAGGGAGUACACCGGCCUAAUUCCUCACGACGCAUUUAUUGCCGGGACAAACAGGCAGGGACUGCCAAUCUACAUUGGCCAGACGUUUUUCAAAGAUGCUGGCUUGUUACCCACGACCAUUGAUCCUAACUCCUCGACAAUAGAGGCGACCGCAUGGGGAAAAGUCUUGACAACUGAUAAAAACGUAAAGAUACUCUGUUCUCAAAAUCCGGGCAAUUACAGCUGGGUACCGACCAAGAUUGAAAAUAUGCACUUAUUGACCCAGUGUAAUCUCGUAGUGGGAGGCACAGAAUCGGAAACGACGCUGUACGUAGGAAGAGUGAUUCACGAGUUGGAAAUGAAAGUUGGGAAGGUUUUUCCUAAUUUUUCCGAUUAUAAAGGAUUAGGAAUUCCUCACAACGGAGGACAAACGAAGUAUAACACUUUCGAGGUUCUUGCUUAUAACUGCCUCCAUUUCAACAAGUGUUUAGUCUGAAUUUGCAGAAAGAUAUUGCUAUCAUUCCAAACUUCAUUAGGUAGAGUACCACGCAUUAGUAAUACUGGUGGUAGCACUAAUGCUUUCCAUAUAAUUUUUAUGGUCUAAUGUAAACAAAAUGUCAGAGUGCCUAUGACAACUUUUAUUCUCAAGUUUAGUAAUAGUUUUAGUGCACAUAAAUAAAAACGUUUCUUUGCGACUAUUAAAUAAUGCACUGAUU